CUGACUUUGGAUGGAUGGCAGUGCACAUAGGUUGCCAGGCUACUAGCUAGUAGACGUGACCCAAACAAUUACAUAAAAUUGGUCGCUUGUCACAUAUUAAUUGUUUUUAGCAGCAACACAAGGGUAACACGCUGCCUCGUGGGUCACGUAGUACCCUUGACACGUAAAAUGGUUCCCGACCUCACUGGUCUCAGCCAGGAAGAGGCAGACCUUAUUACAGAUGUCUUGUCACGAUUAAGCUUGGGCACUUUAGGAACUGCUCUGCCGGGUUCCCACGCAAUCCAGGAAGAUGCUGGUAAACAAUCUGAAAACAAAGACUUGCUGGAGCUUGACAUUGCGGAGCAGGCAAUUGAGCGAGAGCUUCGCGAAAUGCAAGCUUGUCCAGAGGGGAAUGCAGUCGGCGUGUCGUGCAGCAGGCCCGGUCCGACCCCGAGACCCUCUCCUCAUGCUUCACAGACCCCUUACGCAGGGAGGGUCCUCAGCCCACGGUCGUUGCUGCCCUCCUGCGCCACCAAUACCAUGGCAUCGACGGCUGACGGGAUGGCGGGAAUGAGCCCUCGCGCAGGAGCUUCCCCGCGGCAACCGUCACGGACGGAGGCUGUGCUGCUUGGCAGCCGCAUCCCAGCACAGCCGGGUGCAACUGCACCAGCUAGCGCACCCAGGCCAGUAGGGGCGGAUCAGAAGCCUGAAGAGACGCCCUCCAACGCCACCGCGGUGGGGGUUCGGCCUGCAGGGUGCCCUAGCGCUGACACUCCCUGCUCAGCAGAACCAAGCCCUCGCCUCACGCUUACAGCAGCAGUGACCGCAUCGCUACAAGGGAUGCGGGAAAGGCUGCGACAGCAGCAGCUGCUGAAUGCCGCCUCUGCCGCGGCUGCCAGUGUCGGCGAUGCCGCCGUCCCGGAGCCCCAAAUAGACCAGGCGGCCACAGAGGCAGCGACAGCGCAUAUCAGUACAACCGACAAAGCAGGUGGCAGCCAAGCCUCGCAUGGUGCUGGCGGCAAUGGUGGCAGCACCGCGUGCUCAGCUGCAUCAACCGCUCGCACCGCGGCAACGUUUGCAAGCACAGCAUCACCCAGACCCGGACGCAGCACGGCUUCCGCACCUUCCACUGCCUCCAAAGCCUUUAGCAUGCUGAACGCCCGCACUAGCCUUGAUCGAUAUGGCGGGGAGCCGGGUCUGAGUGAUGCCAAGAGCACAUCGCCCUCUAGGGCCCCUGUCAGGCUGCCCGAGAAGGAGCGCUCGGCCCGGCUGCAGCAGCUUUACCAGCGGAGCCUCCAGUGGCGCAAGCGCUGUGAGGAGCAGCAUGCGAAGGCACGCAAGGAGCGCGAGGCGAUGGAGCUGGAGGGCUGCACCUUUUCGCCGCAAGUCAGCCCGGCCUCCAACCUCAUUAUGCAGGGCAAGCCGCCUUCCGAGGUCUACAACGACGCCACCAAGUGGGGAACCCCCACAAAGCACCGCCGGGACACGGCUCCGGCUCCUCAACCCCGCCCGCAAAGCGCCUGCAACACUUCCUCAACACAGACGCCCCACCGCCGGCUAGAUACUUGGACCCCUAGCACCGCCAGCAGGGCCGCUGCGUCGAGCGGCAAUUCCUCCUCCACAGCGCAAGCCAGCCAUGGCAGCCACGUCAGGGCAGCUGCUGCUGCUGCUGCUGCAGCCUCAGCCUCAGCGGCCGAGUGCAGCAGCGUUAACAGCAACCACGUGAGCAGCCCCAGCGCCAGCGACAAGCCAGGCAAAGUCAUAGUGGACGGUGCCAAGGUGGGGUCACGGCUGUACAACCGCGCGCUGGAGCGGCGGUUCCGGCAGGAGGAGCGUGUCGUACAGCAGCUGCUUGAGGAGGAGCGGCAGCGGCACUUCACGGCGUCGGUGCAGGGCAUCACGCCGCGGGUUUACGACCCGCCGCAGCAGUCUGCUGUAGCUCGGCACCUGCCCACCGGCAUGGAGGAGUGCACGUUCCACCCCAGGACCCGUUUCCGUGCUAUGUCCGUCCGAGCCGCUGAUGACUCCGCGCUUUAUCAACGCUUUGACGGCCACCUCCACCACAGCCAUGUGCACCCGCACUUUACCAGCCCCAGUAGCAACCACCACCACCAUCACCUCCACCACCACCGGGACAGCAAGCACCACGACGCGCCACCCACGGCUGCUGUGCCCGCCUCCCUACGCAGCUCAUCCACGGGCUCGGCCGCUCGACCCAAGUCCGCGCCGCACUUGCGUGGCGAACACGGCUGCCUGAGCCCCGGCGGCUCGCAGCCCCCGUGUCCCAGUGAGCAGGGCCCAGCUGCUAGCCCGCGCAGCAAUACUCGUGCGGAUGGAGGUGCAAACCAUGCGAGCAGCAUGCACACGACCAUCAGCAUCAGCCCUGACCUGAAUUGGGAGGAGUUCUUGGACCGGCAGGGGCGCUUCCUUGCCAUUCGCGAGGAGAAGCUGCAGUCGUUGGAGCAGAGCGUGCACAGCUCACCAGCUGGGCCGCGCAUGUCGCCCGGGAGCAAGAAGUUGCUGCGGGAGCGGGGGCUGCGGGAAAGCAGCAGUUCCCAGGUGGUGGGCCAGGAGGGCGUUGGGGGCGGCAUGCAUGGCGAGGCGUCCACCUUCACCUCCUACUCAUCCCCUACCUGGCACGACCGUCGCGUGCGGACCAUUAUGGAGAUGUACAAAGAGUGCACCUUCCAGCCGCAGAUAACCCGGAAGGCGGCUGCCUUGCCGGGCCGCAACGUAGAGGAGCUGGCGGACGGGGGGCGCUCUCGGCGGGAGGAGUGGAUUGCGCAGCAGCGAGCGCUGCAGCAAGUCCGCGAGGUGGAGGGCGCCACCUUCAAGCCGCAGCUCGCCAACAAGGAAGCCUUCUCGCACGUGCGGCCCCGCAUCAACCUAAGGAACCCGGACGCCUAUCUGGCACAUGUGGCGCAUAAGCGGCGGCAGCGGGAUGCACUGCGCGCCGAGCUCGAAAGCGAACGUGCAGCUCUGGAGCUGCAGCACUGCACCUUCAAGCCGCAAACGACGCCGCUCCCACCCUACCUCAUCCGCCGGCUUCAAGGACAGCAGCUACAGCAGCAGCUGCAACUGGAGCAACAGGAGUUGCAGGGCCUUGACAACGACCCGCAGCUUGGGCCGUACAUGGCUUGGGACCAAGCAGAGGGUUACGGUGGAGUGGGGGCGGUGGACAUCGAGGGCGUCGAGGGCUACCCGGCGUACUACGAUGAGGGGCUGGGUGUGGAGUCCCCAGGACAGCACCUUCAAGCUGAGGAGUUGGACUAUCCGUACAUUGAAGACGAGGCGUUCGAGUUGCCUGCACACGACAUGGACGAGUACAUCAACGCGUACCAGCGGGCGCUAUACUAUGCAACAGCUCAGCCGCAUGGGACUUAAAGUCGGACUGUGAGCGGUGAACCGGCGACGUCGUUGCAUCGUGUUGAUCGUCUUGCACUUCCAUGUAGCAUUCUCUGCGAUGUAAAGCAACAAGGCAGCCUGUCCGCCGAUCUUGUUGGGCAUGGGGAAGGGUUCUGCCGUAUUGUGUACAGGACAUGGCUACGUGCAUCGCAAUAUACAGUAUUUCUUCAUUAACGUUAUGUAUGACAUAACAGCAGGUGGUUACUGUAAUUUCCAUGGCCCUUCAACUUUCCUAACGUUGCAUUUGUUUGUCCCCGACCACGAAGUUCGCGACGGACGAAACCAGCAUGCUAAUACAAGGGUUUUUCUGAAAGAUCUGACAUUAACACUAAUCGCUGAUCACGACGGCAGUAGGUUUGGCAGCCUCUUCUGAAGGGCUGUACUAUUGCUUCUACAGCAUGGGUUUCCUUGCCUGGGAAACUUAGGCUCCUAAUGCAGUUUUUGACAGCCUGAAAGGAUGCAGGAGUCUUCCAACGGCCCGACUCACCCAGGUCGCAGCGUGCCAUCCAAGCUCUUGGUCGCUAUCCCUGGGGAGGCGGGACCCGCUGGAGGCAUUUGUGAGACGCCGUCGGAAUUCCAGACGCCGUCGUUCGAGCAAAUGGGCUUUGACAUGGGUGCACUUCUUAACCAGAACGCGCCCCAGAACCAGGCGGCAAACGAUUUAUCAGGCUCUCUAAUUUCGCCUUUUGGGAACGGUCUUCAAGACCUGGACUUACUCAUAUCACCGCUGCAAACAAAUGGCAGCUCUGGUGGCUUUGGUGGAGAUUCUGGCCAGCAGGGAGGGGUUCACCAGGGGCCUCCCAGUUCUACGCCUACCGGGGGAGCCCAGCAGCCCCAGGGUCAAGCCUCCAGCCAGCAACACGGUGGGUCGGGGACCUCACCACCACCAGGCCCGUCAAGUAGCAGCUACGCAGGCGGUUCCAACGGAGCAGGGCCAGGCUCAUCUGCUGCUGGAGUGACAGGCGGUGAAAGUGAGGCCUCAGCAGCUGCUCUACGGAAGUCCAUGGGCCCUCCUUCCACAAUAUCAGCACAGAUGCAGCAGAAGCUUGCACUGGCGCAUGCGGGGGGAGCAUCUGGGUCAGCCGUCGGGUCCGAUACGGACAAGCGCAGUGGGAGAGCAGGCGUGCUGCCCAGGCCGCCCCCCUUGACCAUCCCAGCGGACGUUCCGUCGAGUCUCAUUACCGGCAUCAACGCCGCCGGGAUCUCUCCGCUUCCCAGCAUCCUCAACUCUCCGUUCCUGGAGUCGCUAGUGUCUGCCUCGCCCAAUGCACAGCUUGCAGCCAUGUUUGCCCAGCUCGCGCAGAGCACACGCGGGGGGCAGACUCCGGCGUUGUUGGACGCGUUGACGCCUGGUACGGCCGGCGCCUGGCCCGACUCCACUAAGUCCGGAGGUGGCACCCUGCGGCAGUUGCUGGAGAUGCACGACCCUAGCAGCAUGGGGCUAGGAGAUGGCGAGUUGGAUGAGGCAGCGCUAGCAGACGCCUUGCUCAGCAAGGGUUUCCUUGCAGGCCUGCCGAGCGCACGGCGGGUAUCGCAUAGCAGCGGUAACGGGCAUGGGAGCGGUGCUGCAGGCGGCGGUCGCGCUGGCGCAGGGGCUGAUGACGAUGCUGGCGGCAGUGCUGUCGAAAUGUCCCCGGAGCAGCUGGCGAGCAUUGGCCUGCAGUCGCCGUCAGCAUUGGGCGUGGGAGAUAAUGGCCACGUGUUGUACAAAGGAGUGCAUUUUGACAAGGAGCAAAACACAUGGCAAGUGGUCGUUUUCGACGGGUCCCGGUACACGGUUGUCGGUGAGUACACCAAUGAGUUGGAGGCGCUGGUAGCCAAUGAGCUGCUCUCGCCCGCCCAGCCCAUGCCUGGCAACCUCAACUCGCUGCUUUCUGGCGGUAGCACUGGCGGCGCAGCAGUGCAGACCAGCGGGGGCGGCGGCGCUGGUGGCGGCAGUCAGGGUGGAGCGGGGACCUCCAAUGGCGGGGCCCCGGGCAGCGGUUCCGGCCAGGGUGGCCAAAGCCAGGGCGGCACCGGCCCCAGCGGCGCAGGCAACCGGACGCCGAACAUCACCGAGUACUUGAACCGCUUGGCUAGCAACAACCCGCUGUUGGGUGGCUCGGCGCUGAGCCCCACCGGCGCCGGCCUGUCGCCCCUUUUCUCUGCCAUAUCGCCGGCUGGGGGUGGUGGCUUCACCGCUCUCCUGCUGCCCACACCACGGGAGCCGGGCAGCGCUGGCGGGGGUGCGCACCUGCUGCCCUCCCCGACGGCUCUUGGCCGCAGCAACACCCUUGCGCAGAGCCAGGGCGGGUCUGGGCCGGUUAAUGCUAGCGCGACGCCGCUGCUGCCAUCUCAGGGCAGUGCCAGUCCCAGCAGCAUCUAUCGUGGCGUGCUGUACAAGAAAGAGCAGCGCAAGUGGGCGGCUGUUAUUGCGGAUGCCGAGGACACCCACUGGUUGGGAUUGUUUGAGACUGAGGUGGAGGCGGCGAACGCGUAUGACAUUGAAGCGAUGCGACGGUUUGGGCCCAAGGCGGAGCUCAACUUUCCCCUUGCCUCUAACGCAGUAGCGGCGGCGCAGUUUGGAUUUGGCGCGGCAGCUGACGCGGCGGCAGCGGAGAUGGGCCUAUCAGCCAUGCAGCAGCAGGGCAUGUUGGGCCUCGGCAUGGGAGCGGGUGUUGGCCCUGAAGGAUCUUACGAUGAAGAGGAGGAUGAGGACGACGACGGCGAUGGGGCGGGUUCACGUCCUGCGGCUUUUGGGGCCGCUGCAUACGGUCGGGGCCGCGGCCGGGGCCGAGGGAGGGGAAGAGGCAGAGGGCGCGGGAGAGGCCGGGGAAGGAUGCGUUCCGGGGGGGCGGGCGAUGACGACGACGAGGACUUCGUGCUCGGGAGCUCCAGCAGUCGGGCUGACGGGGCUGGCGCGGGGCGAGGCAGGGGUCGUGGCCGCGGCCGGGGGGCGGCGAUUACUACCGUUGCCAUGCCUGUGGUGCCCGCACCGGACAUCAUUGGCCCGGAUGGCAAGCGGGAAAGUGUGUACCGCGGCGUGGUGUGGGACGAGAAGCAGGAGCAGUGGCGGGCGCAGAUUGUGGAGACCGGCGGCGGCGUUACUCACCUGGGUCACUUUGCUACUCAGGAGGAGGCUGCGCGCGCCUUUGAUGCAGCCGUACUGCGCAGCGGGAAUAAAGAGCUCUUGAACUUCCCCAUCGUUCCAAAGGCCGCUGCCAACCCGCACCCCGGCCCCAAGGCACGCGGACCUCGCGCUCCCGGCACGCGGGUGACCUCCCAGUACAAGGGUGUGUCUUGGAACAGCGCCUGCUCCAAGUGGGUGGCGGUGCUGUGGGACCGCGAGCUGAAGCGCGCCCGCCACAUCGGCAGCUACGAGAGCGAAGAAGACGCGGCACGUGCGUACGACAAGGAGGCGUUGCGCAUGCUCGGUCCGGAGGCGGGGCUCAACUUCCGCGAGAGUGCUGCGGACUACCUGGCGGAGAUUGGGGCUGACGGCGUGCCCGAGGGCACCCACAACAGCAACAAGGGCUCCAGCCAGUACCGCGGCGUCAGCUGGCACGAGCGCAGCCAGCGCUGGGAGGUCCGCGUCUGGGGAGGCGGCAAACAGCAUUUCAUCGGCUCCUUUACGGAGGAGGUUGAGGCUGCACGCGCGUACGACCGUGCAGUCCUCCGGCUGCGGGGCCAGGACGCGCGCAGCAGGAGCCGCAUGAACUUCCCGCUCUCGGACUACAACCUUGACGAGCUGGGAGUGCAAGGCGACCCGGGGUUCUUGGGCUUGGCUGUUGGGAUGCGCUCUACUCCGGAGCCACGCGCACGCAAGGUCGUGCGUCGCAAGCGGGCUCGUGGGGAUGGUGACGACAGUGACAGCGAGGAGGAUGUCAUGCCGUCGCGGAGCCAUUCAGCCUACGGCUACGCCGCGGCUGCUUUGCCGGCGCCCCAGCAGCAAGCAACCGCCAGUACGGGCACCAAUCCCAGCGCUGCGGCAACCGCCAACCGCGCUGCGCAGCAGCAGCUAACGGCCGUGUUGCAAGCGGCUCUGAAGCAAGGCAACCUGCAGCUUCAGCUGGGAGCCGCAUCUGCCGGCGCUCCUGGAGCCGUGUCGGUUGGGGCCGCUGGCGGGAGUGCCGGCGGUGCGGAAGGCGAUCCACAGGCGCGUGCUCUUGCGGCGUUGACCGCUGCCGCCGCAGCAGGCGGCCUGGUCGUGCCGCUGCCUGGGGUACCCGGCGGUGCCGUCGUCCUCGGCAUGCUGCCGCAGCUGGCGGCAGGAGCUGCUGGUAAGCAACCCCAGCAGCAGCAGCUGAGCCUGGAGUUGCUUGCGCGGCAUGCCAGCGUCCUGAUGGCGAAUAAACAGCAGCAGCAGCAACCCGUAAACCAGAUGCUGUUGCCUCCGGGGCAUCCGGGCGUGGCCGUGUCUUCGGAACAGCAGGCCACUGGGCAGCAGGGUUUGCAACUCGAAGGGCAGCCGAGUGCGCUGGACAGGCAGUCCGGUGCAGCUGAAGGUACGGGCGGCGCAUCUGCUCCAGGAGACGGGCCUCAACCGCUGGACCGGCCUAACCAGCAGGAUCCAGCCGCAGCUGAAGGGAUUGCAGGCCGGGACUUGUCCGUUACGGGAAAGGGGCUUCAGUUGCAAGGGAGCGCUGAAGGCGGAUUACGCCUGCUCCAGGGCUUGGGGACCAGCACUUCUGGAGCCCACGCGGUACAUGGUUCGCAGUUGCAGGCGGCUGCGGUACUUCCCAAGGCUGUCCUCGACCUGGCAUCGCACGGCUUUGUGCUCGGGCCAGGUGGUGGCGGCGCCCUCACGCAGGCCCAGCUCAACGCAAUGCUCCUAGGGCAGGCCCUUACACUCCCGCAGAGCGGCCUUGCAGGCGCGCCGAAUCAAAGCCAGCAACAACCCCCGUUGGACCUAGAGGGUUCAGGACCCGCCACAGCGCGGUUUUUGCAGCCUCGUAGCAGUGUCGAGCAUGCAGUUGGCGAUGUUCGCAAGCGGGAAGAGGAAGGGCUAGACGUCCUUGGCGUCUCGGGCGGCGGGGGGUCCAGUGGGGCCUUGGGGGGUGGCGCCAUGCCAAGCUCGGGUGGAGGGCCACCCGCAAGCAAGCGCUGGCGGGCAGAUGGCGACACCUCCGGGAACACCGACGGUGAUGACGCCGAGGAGGAUGCUGGCUAUUGCGAGGGCGGCGGGUGUCCAGGUGACCCUGAAGACCCACGGCAGCCCGCAACGGAGUGCGCGUACGACGAUGACGCGGAGCAGGAGCAGGGGGGGUGUGACGCGCCCCCGGCCGCAGCGAACGUGGGUCUUGGCCAACAGCUGGGCCAGCCUACGGGCCGGGGGCGCAGUCAGUACCGUGGAGUCAGCUGGUGUGACAAGGUAAAGAAAUGGCGCGCAUUGCUCUGGGACGGCAUCCGGCAGCGCUUCCUGGGCCAUUUCGGUACCGAGCUGGAGGCGGCCCGAGCCUACGAUCGCGCAUUGCUAGAGCUGAAGGGUCUGGACGCCAAGACGAACUUCGCCGCUUCUGAAUACAAUGGCAUUGCAUAUGAAGACGUCGCACGCGGGUCACUGCCUAGCAGUUCCCACAUGGGCGUUUCGUACAACACGGCUUCCGGUAAAUGGGAGAGCCGACUGCGCCAGGGUGACAAGAGCUUCUACCUUGGCAGCUUUGACAACGAGGUGGAAGCGGCGCGUGCCUAUGACUGUGUGGUGUUGCAUCUGCUUGGCUGCACGGCCGAGCUGAACUUUGACGCCGUGUCCUACACCGACGCUGAGAAAGCGGAGGCCCUUGCGCGAGUCGUGCCCGUGGUACGUCACGCGAAGUUGUGAAGCUGCUUUCCAAAUGCCCAGAGAUGAACCUGACCUGUUUGGGUUGCGUGGACUGUAUGCAGGUGCCCGAAGAGAUCUGAGGAUUUACAUUGCUUGUGCAUGUUGGACUGAGGCAAUAUGGGCUUGGAAGUCAUACUCCUGCGAGACAAGACCAGCAGAAGGCGCGCCGUGCGCAGCACUGCAACUGUUGAACAUGGUGGACCUCUGUCUGUACAGUGAAUGUACCUGCAGCUGUUGGUUAGUCGUCGUGGGUGUUGUGUGAACACGUUGCCGUGUUAGUUGGGUACUUAACUAUGACCCUCGACUUCGGUUACAGGAACUGUCGAGUAACUGUAUUGCGCGGCCGUCACUCUACCAGAUGCCAUGGUUGCCAUGUAACUAAACCCGAAG
Molecule: messenger RNA, 9574 nt
Organism: Astrephomene gubernaculifera
Lineage: Eukaryota; Viridiplantae; Chlorophyta; Chlorophyceae; Chlamydomonadales; Astrephomenaceae
Source: the annotation of a GenBank genome assembly